Messenger RNA from Epinephelus moara (kelp grouper), 2227 nucleotides. It is a transcript of the gene plp1b, whose product is annotated as proteolipid protein 1b. The record is from RefSeq and is a predicted model, not a curated record. Bases 567 to 1364 code for a protein of 265 amino acids. The transcript has 6 exons. Lineage: Eukaryota; Metazoa; Chordata; Actinopteri; Perciformes; Serranidae. Gene Ontology annotation, cellular component: plasma membrane; myelin sheath. Gene Ontology annotation, biological process: axon development; central nervous system myelination. Gene Ontology annotation, molecular function: structural constituent of myelin sheath.
ACACGCCUGGUGACGCCUGUGACUGCUGGAGAGAGAGGGCAGGACCAGAGUUAGUAGAGGCUGAGCUGUGAGGUGUUGGUACCAGCAGAGGAGCUUUCACAUACAGAUGAAGUCAGCGCUGAGGCUUAUUUUACUGUAGCAAUAGCUUGUAGGCAGCACUGUACAUCACUGGUUGGCAUUGGGAUCUCUCUUGUUGUGGAGUACAGGAUCAGAAGCAGCAAAUGUUUCCGGUCAGGCAGCCUUGGCUUUGCAAAGCCUUAGGUGCUUUCCUCUAUCCCAUUUCUGCCAAUGCAUUUAUUAACACUGUGGAUAUUUGCUACCUGCUUCAACAGCGCAGCUUACACUGGAAGAAGUGCAUGAGAUUGUCGUGAAGUCAGUGGUGACUGCUUUUGUUUGGACGCUUUAUUGGGAAUCGCUGCUUGAACUCUUGUUUGUCACUAAUUUUUUUUUCUGUUGCUUUCUUUGCCUGUUGGUGGGGUUUGGUGUAUGCUCAUGGAUUUGCAGACAGAGCGAGGCCUUUUUCAUAGCCCCCCCACAGGGUAAAAGAGUUCCCCACCGUGGCGUAGAUGUGUUGUUUUGUUAUAUGUGCGGUGUGUGCCGCCUGUGUGCUGAUAUAUUAUGCCCCCUCAGGUUGUUAUGAUUGCUGUAUCCGGUGCAUUGGGGCAGUGCCCUACCCAUCCCUGGUGGCCACCCUGCUGUGCUAUGCUGGCAUGGCAUUAUUUUGUGGCUGUGGGCAUGAAGCGUUGUCCCAGACCGAAGUCCUCGUCGAGACUUACUUCGCCCGCAACGUUCAAGACUUUGUGGUCAUGGCCUCCUUUAUCAAAUACUUCCAGUACGUGAUCUAUGGCCUGGCAUCAUUUUUCUUCCUCUAUGGUAUCCUGCUGCUGGCUGAGGGUUUCUACACCACGAGCGCUGUGAAGCAGACCUUUGGUGAAUUCAGGAGCACCCAAUGUGGCCGCUGCCUCAGCCUGACGUUCAUCAUAGUGACGUACAUCUUGGCCUUCAUCUGGCUGGCGGUGUUUGCCUUCACUGCUAUCCCAGUCUUCUUCUUGUUCAACAUGGAGCAGACCUGCCACAACAUCAACAUCCUGGCUGAAACAACCCCCAGCAUUAAUCAACACGGCUGGAUUUGCAUGGACGCCAGGCAGUAUGGUCUGCUUCCUUGGAAUGCAAUGCCAGGCAAGGCUUGUGGAAUGACCUUGGCAUCUAUUUGCAAAACCAGUGAAUUCUACGUCACCUACGACCUGUACAUAGCUGCAUUCGCUGGUGCAGGGGUCACUCUCUUAGCACUGUUUCUGUAUCUGGCUGCGACCACCUACAACUACGCAGUCUUACGGUUCCUGGGCAGGAAGGGGGUCCGCUAAGUGAAACACCCCCGUCCCAGUCAUCCCUAUCCUCUGGCUACGAGAUGGACAAGUCAACACUUGACUUCCAUUCAUCCUCUGGGAAACAGCGACUUCCAAACCUGGAUCACCUGCUAUAGUUUUUCUUUAGACAUGUCCAAUAACAGACAAAUGUUUCUCAUCACUGUUUUGUAUGAACAACAGACAGAGAGAUGAAGAUUAUUCACAUCCAGCAGCACACUCCGGCCUCCUCCCCAAAUCCUCCUCUCAAAUGAUUCUCUUAGCUUUGUUGUUCAUUUCCUCUCCCAGGUUGCAUCUCUCAUUUUAUUCUUUUUCCGAAGCUUCAUUGGUGCUGAUGCUGUUUUCAGAUUGUGAUGUAUGAUGUCUCAUGAAUAAUUAAGAGCGAUGACAGCUCGCCUCUAUUAUCAUAACUGCAUGCAGUCCGCUCAGUGUUUACUGAUGCAUAUAUUGGUUCUGAAUAUGAUUUUGCUGCUGCCUCAUUAUCAACAUCUUGUGUAGCAACAUUGUGUGAACUAAAUCAAGGGAGGCUGAAUGUACCAAAGUUCUCUGCAUGGGUUACGUGUACCCCCCCCAUCUCCCAUUGUGCUUCCACUUACAGUACAUGUACUUUGCAUUCGCUCAUAAUGCAUUCUUGCUUCGUUUAAAUGCCACUGUGUAGGAGGGAAACAAAGACAUGUAUCCAUUUUUCUGGAUGUUUUUGGGUUACUGCUUAAAAUAAGCUGUUUUUAUGUUACUGAGGUGUUGAUGCUUCAAUAACGUGCCUCCAGGUGACUCAUGUUUGAUGUGUAGCCCUGCUACUUACUGAGCUGGGUUGUUUUGUGUGCUCAUUUUUAAUUAAGGCUGAUUAAACCACUUAAAUCUGA